This is a messenger RNA of Aphis gossypii (cotton aphid), 1432 nucleotides long. Its product is annotated as aldo-keto reductase family 1 member B1-like. The record is from RefSeq and is a predicted model, not a curated record. Lineage: Eukaryota; Metazoa; Arthropoda; Insecta; Hemiptera; Aphididae. Bases 296 to 1258 code for a protein of 320 amino acids. Gene Ontology annotation, cellular component: cytosol. The transcript is spliced from 6 exons. Gene Ontology annotation, molecular function: aldose reductase (NADPH) activity.
UUAUCUGUAUUUAUCAUUAUCUGACUCAACUGACAGUUGGACAGUCCACAGACUUCACUAUAACCACUAUUGUAGAAUAAUAUAUUUAAUAUUAUAAUAUAAAGUUAGUGUCUCGGUGAAUCGCUAGUCGCUACCCACUACCCAGCACCCAGUUCCAGUACCUACUCGACAGUCGACACGACACUCCCUAGUCAGUACUCACUACUCAGUACUCACUGGUCAGUCUCAGACUUCAGUCGUAACCUCGUUGUUUCUAGGAUUUUGUUGUUCACAAACACCAAAAAUUUUAAACAAAAUGGCAUCAAAAAAUCAAUUCAUCACAUUUAAUAAUGGUCAGAAGUAUCCAAUUUUAGGAUUUGGCACUUGGAAGUCAAAGCCUGGUGAAGUUGUAGAAGCAGUCAAAGCUGCUAUAGAUAUAGGAUACAGGCAUAUUGAUUGUGCUAUGGUUUAUGAAAAUGAAAAUGAAGUAGGGACAGCUAUUAAACAAAAAAUUGAUGAAGGUGUUGUUAAACGUGAAGAUUUAUUCAUUACUAGUAAACUAUGGAAUACUUUUCAUCAACCUGAUUAUGUUGAAACAGUAAUAAAAAAAACAUUAUCUGAUUUGAAAAUUGAAUAUUUGGAUCUAUACUUAAUACACUGGCCUAUGGCUUUUAAGGAAGGCAAGUUGGAAGAUGAAUGGUUCCCAAAAGACGCUAAUGGAGUUACACUUGAAGGAAAUGGUUCUUAUGUUGAAACAUGGAAAGCAAUGGAAAAAUUGGUUCAAAAAGGUCUUGUCAAGUCAAUUGGUGUAUCAAACUUUAGUAAGAAACAAAUAGAGGAUAUCCUAAAUGUAGCUACCAUUAAGCCAGUUGUUAAUCAAAUUGAAUGUCAUCCUUACUUGAAUCAAAAGAAAUUAAAAGAAUUUUGUGAACAAAAAAAUAUAUUGAUAACUGCAUACAGUCCUUUGGGAUCUCCAGACAGGCCUUGGGCCAAGCCAGAAGAUCCGUCUUUAUUGGAUGACCCAAAAAUUAUAGCUAUUGCAAAAAAAUAUAAUAAAACUUCUGCUCAAAUUUUAAUUAAAUAUCAAUUACAAAGGGGCAACAUUGUCAUUCCAAAAUCUGUGACUAAGAGUCGUAUUGAAUCAAACUUUGAUGUAUGGGACUUUGCAUUGGAACAGGGUGAUAUAGAUGUAAUUGAUACUUUUGAUUGUAAUGGCCGAGUUCUUCAUCUAAAUUGGAAUAAUCAUUUCAAAGAUUAUCCAUUCCAUGAUGAAUAUUAAUGUUCUUAUGUUAAUUAAAAAUAUUUCUGCAAUACAACUAAUCAUUUUUAAUUUUGUUACUACAAAAUUUAAAUUUAUAGCUUGUUAAUAGAUUGUCAUAAUUUUCACAUAGUUUAAAAUAUUUUUGUAUUAUUAUUUAAACACAUAAUAAAAACAAUUGAUUUGCAAUAGUUA